CGCCUCGCGACGCCGAUGGGACUUGUGUUCGUGAUACACUCUUAGGUUAGCGUUUAGUGUUCGCCAGCAGUAGCUUUUGUACAGUGUUUUAAUCUAUAUACAUACAUAUAUAUACACACAUACACGCGCGGUACACACAUAUAUAUACGCAUAUAUAUAUUUUUCUUAACCGAUUGUUAAAUUCGUGAACGGAAGAGACUGCGUAACCGAUCGAAUUUACAAUACGUCCAGUUUGACCAACCACAAAGAUUCAUUGUAUUUUCGUCUCAACGAAUUGCUGCGAAUAAGCCAGGUCCACGGCGUGUCGUUCACCUUCUCUGGGCAACGAGAAGAAAAAAGAAAUUUUUGGAAACUCCAAAAAUACACUGUGAUCUUUCCUACUAACCAAUUUGUCCUUGUCAAGGUGUCGGUAGCUUUUCCUAACUCGUAUGAGUAGUCUCCUGGUGUAAUCUCUAUUCCUUAUUUUACGACUCGAUGUUAACCAGAAAAGCUCUUACAAUCAGUCGAUCGUAAUCGCGAAUUACAUAGUAAGUGUCGCGAGUAACGGUUGGCGUUUGCGACUGGCUGAUAGAGAAAAGAUAUAGGAAAAGAAGAGAACAAGGAAGAGCCGAGUGAAAAUGGGGUGCAAUACGAGCAAGGAGAGUGUCCAGCCAGUAGGGGAUGAAGCGAAGGAGAACGGGAAGAACGGCGAUAUCUCAAACGCAGAAAGCAGCUCAACGAAAGUAGAGUCGCAAGAAGCUUCACAAAAAAAGUCGCAAGAGGGAAAGAAGGAGGCAGAUUCGAAAAAUUCGACCGAGAGCAAAGAAGGGGGAAAGAAGGAAGAGAAGGGUACGGAGAAAGAAAGGGAAGCGGCUGCAACCAGGAUACAAGCAGCUUUCCGUGGCCAUCACGCCAGGAAGAGUAUGAAAGAGACUGAAUCCUCGAUAAAGCAGACGGGGACCAAAUCAAACUCAGAGCCAACCAAAGAACAACUUCAGCAGGAGUUCCGCGCCGACGACAAGGAGCUUUGUGACGCGGCGACCAAAAUCCAGGCAUCUUUCCGUGGCCACAUGUCGAGAAAGGAGCAAGCUACAGCCCUUGCGAAAUCGGCGGAGAAUGCCGUCGAUAAUGUCGUCUCCAAGAUGGAGGAGAAGGCGAAGGACGCCAUGAACGAGCUUGAGGGUAUCGAUCUCACGGAUCCUGAUCUACACAAGGCAGCGACGAAGAUCCAAGCAAGCUUCCGAGGUCACAAGGUCCGCCAAGAAGUGUUAUCGAAUCCUGCGCACGAUGCGCCCAAAAAUUAAGGAUGAGAUUGGAGUGUUGAUUUUUAAACAUCAGAUCGCCGAUAGUAUGUCCGAUAUAAAACUAAGAACGAAGACGGAAAAAAGAGACAAAAAAUACAAACAUAAAAGAAAAAUUAGUCGAACAAUCAAAACGUAAACAGUAAAUCGGCCUUCGUCUUUGCUUUUUCGUUUGUCGCUGAGUUGGAUCCGCUUUAUUCUGCGGCACGAUUACUCCGAAUUGUACGUUCCGCUGUGAUUUGUUUAAAACUGAGCUUGUAAGUUCGCAUAAAUCUUCAAACACGGAUAAUCCCCGUCAAACAAUUUUCCAUCCGAAUUCGUACUUACGUAUUUUUCGCCCUUUUGGAAAUAUGGUAUUCCAAAUAUAUGGAUAUUAUUUAUUCUGGUUAUACAUGAUUUUCAAUUUCUAUAUUGAAGAUUCAUACUUAGAUUCGCAUUAAGCACACCUGCCUAUUUCAGGCUAGUAUGCUUCUUGCUUAAUAUUUUCAAAUACAUGCUAUAAUAUAUAUAUAUAAUAUAUAUAAUAUAUAUACCAUAUAAUAUAUAUAAUUAUAUAUAUAUAUAUAUGUGUGUGUGUGUGUAUUACAUGCUAUCAACAUCCUUGUUAUUCACAUUUCGUCGAGAUGGAAUAAUAGUUGAAGGAACAAAUUGAAAAAAACGGACAAGUCGAUAAAAAGACCACGCUACUUAUAAUACCGAGCAUAGCAUAUAAUAACACGUUGAAUUGAAUCACGGUCAAUCAUGAAUGAAAUACACUUAUUUUAGUAGAAGAAGACUGUUUGAGCUUUACCCACUGAUUGGCCAAAAGAAUGAACGAAAAGGAGCUAGACAAAACUAAAGAAACGCAGUGGGAAAUUAAUUUGUUGGAUAGCCGAGCGAAGCCAGCAACCUUUUCAUAAAUUCGAAGCGCGAAUAAAGGAGCAUAGCGGAUGAGUGCGUUUCUUCGAGCAGAUCCAAUUACGUGGAUCGAUUUAAUCGCUCGGCCGCGUAUUCAAUAUUUCAGUGCGGAAGUUUUCGUUUAAUCAACCGAUACGUGAGACUCGUGCGUUCAAGAUGAACACGGUGAACGCUCGAUAAAUUUGCCAGUCCGUUGUUAAUGCGAAAUUUAUUAGCAGCCGAAAAAGCUUGGAAAGGAUUAUUUGCGAUAGCGAGCGCCAAUAUAUGUACGUAUGGAAGCUGAUUCAAAAUUUCGACAAUAGAUUGCACGGGGCGCGAUGCACGCGCUACCGCCGCAUUCUCUUCCUCCCUUGUAUAAUUUUACCGUACGAGAACCACCGUCGAGACUCGACGACUCGGCCAUUCGUAUCGGACGUUCCUUUUUUAUGUUGUACACUGUACACCAUGAAGAUUCGCAAAUGAAAACAGUGAAAGAUUACAAACACCGAAUAAUUAAAAUGUCAUCCAACCGCAUACUCGAUACGUGAAAUCACGAGUCUGCUCGCCACAGGAGGGUGGAGUCGUGUUGUUCCUUGCAAAAGUGAAUUACUUCGAAAAGAUGCGGCACGAACAUAAUAGCAACUGCAAUCUUUGAUAAUCAAUCGAAAGUCGACCGUUUCUUUCCCUUUUCGAGUGUAUACUCGUAAUAUCGUUCACAUCGAUAAAUUUAAUUUCGCGCUAUAGCAAGUCGAUUGAAUUCGUUGAUCAUAUUGUAACGCUUAAUGUAAAUCCAACCAGAUAUAAAGAAAUAUAUGUACAUAAUGAUGUUACGAAUAUGAAAACAAUAGAGAAUUAUUGGUCGGAAAUUAUUCCCUGGUAAGGCGCAUGCCUGAGCAAACAACAUGUUUAAUCGAUAAACGUGUCGUCCAAAUUACAUUGCUCUAACUUUAAGGAUGUCCGUACCGUUAUGUUUAACUGCAAGUUAUUUUUCAAACACCAAAUGCAAAUAUUUUUACGUGUUUGGAUCGUAUAUUACGACACACAAUUAUGGAUAUAUGUACACAUACAUACAUGCAGAUGCUUUUGCAACCCCGUAGACGCAAUAAUUCGACGACAAAGAGGUUACAACGCUCCAGUCGAACUGCCAUGUAACGGGAGCGCGUUUCAUAUCAUUCUAUUCUCAUCUAGUCCUUGGUUUUAAUUUUUUCGGAUUUGUUUCAAUUCGAGCCAAUCGAUAGAAGAGUAAUAUAUUGUUUUUAGCAGGCCUAAAAACAUUACGAAGCUUUUUACAAUCGUUACCAGCACACGUGCAAACUUUCUUCAAAUUUCCGAUGAUUGUUGAUUUUCGACCUAUUUGGUUAUUAACGAAAGACAUAAAAAUCGAUAUUAAGAAAUACAGGGUGAUUUGUUCGACAAAGAAUCUUUUUUGCUCUUAAAAAUGAGAAAAUGAUGACCCGUUCAAAAUGAUUAAACAAUUGCAGGUGUAGUUGGUCAUAAUAUAACGAAAUAGUUAAUGUUUUACAAAUCCUCUUUAAAUACAGAAAAAAGUAUUAUAUCAAGCACGCUGUGCGUUUACUUACAUUUGAUGUUAUCUUUGAUGUGUACUAGGUAAUUAGUUAGAUCAAGAACUUUUUGAACAGAACAGCUUUCGCCUGAAUUAUAUAUAUAUAUAUAAUUAUUUAUGUUGCCAAAAAAAUAUGCGUGCAGCGUUGAAAUACUAUUAUUAUUAUUAGUAUGAAGUACAUGAUAAAAAUUUUACAAAAUAUUCUUUUAAAAAUUUAAGCAUUUUUCUUUAACUUUUUCAUGCUUUAUCUAAGGAUAAUUCAAAUAUUCUAUAUUAUUUCAAUUAUUAUUGUAAUUAUUAAAUCCAACCAACUACGCUCUCUUUGUUUCACGUUAUUAACCACGGGUGAAAUAAAGAAAAACCUUUCGUACAACUAUCGAGCGGCUUCAUUAUGCAUAUACUCACGUUCCUGGAAUUAUUGCAUAAUUUAUGACGCACUGAGUUGACCGUGAUAACAUUAAAUGUUCAGUAGGAACUGUUAUCGUUUUAUCAGUUUCAUUAACGACCUAACUGUUGACUUUGGUUGUCGUUUAUUUCUCCUGUAAAUAUUUUCGAUAUGCGUCACCGAUUCUUGCCAUGCAUUGUCACGUAUCACAACGCUUCUAACGGAUAUUGCGCAAAACACGAUUGUAUUUUCGGAAAAUAACUCAAUUAUGUACGUGUACAUGCACAAUUAAUAUUAUUAAUACUUGGAAACACAUGUUACACAAAUUUUUGCACUUGUCUCUGAUAAUCGUAAAAAGUUAUUGAGAAAUUGUUAUAUAUAUAGUAGUAAACAAAUUUUAGAUGCUACGCCGAAAUAAAAAAAAUUAAGUACGGUUUAAGAAACGUAGAAUUCCGCAAACAGCUCGAUUCUAUACAGUAUUCUCAUACUGAAAUGCACACUAUGAACAAAAUGUGAAUACUAUACGGUUAUCAUAUAUAUAAAGUUAUUGUAUUAUUAGAAAUCUUUUAUGUUGAAGGAACGAAUCUCUAAAAUUUUUCUUCGUAGAUGUCAAAGAACUCUUACACUUGUCAUUGUAUAUGUGAAAAAUAUUUAGCAAUUUCUUACAACUUCCACUUCAUAAUUAUAUUAUUUUCAUUUAUCUGUUAACCUAAUAAUCGACAAAAAAGGAUUGCAAAUUUUAAAUCACGUUUUCCAACUUUCUCGCGUGUAAUUCAACAUUUUCAAAUAUCGUUCAUGCUUUAUCGAUUCCAAUUCUCUUGCAUUUUCACGUUACCUCAUAGGAUACAACUGAUCGCUUCUAGAAAGCUGGUGAAAAUAUUGUUAUCGUUGAAAAUGUCUAUGAAAGUCGGCAUAUGGUCGAUGAUUAACCAAUCGAACAUUCAAAUCAUCAUCCACAUACUUGCUUAAUUUAGUUCUGUUUGCGAAUAACCAAACAGGAAAUUUGACAUUUAAAAUUUGAAAGCCGAUUCACACUGUGUCCUAUCGAGUCUCGGCAACGACGCUAGAAAUCUAUAUAGAGAACGAUCUAAUAUAUUAAAUCUAUUUAUAAUAUUAUAUUCCUGUUAUAAUAAUAUUUGUAUGCUACACCAACUAAGAAGCUCCUGUACGAAUAUUAUUAUAAUCCACACUGACAUUCUAUACAUAUACAUAUAUUAAUACUAUUAAUAUAUUGUGUUUAUAUUAUAUGUUAUAUGUUUAUAAUAAUAUUAAUAUUGUCGAAUAUAUAAAUAUUUAUGAUGUUCGUCAAUGACAUGAUACGGCAAUUGCAUUUUUAUUAAUGCCGUCUAGUGGGGAUCGGCUUUAUAUUUUCACAAAGAAUUAUCAUUUGUUUACAGAGAAAUUCAUUUUUUGAUAUUUCAACUAAAGAAAUAAAUAUAUUAUAAAUGCUUUUUUAAACCGAGAAUGAAUAGUGCAAAGUUGAAAUUGGGCAUUCAACAACGUUGCGUAUUCAAACAUAAAAAUUAUAUAUUUCCAGGAGAGAAUUUCUCUUGGAAGCAAAUACACGGACAAAUGAUGGAUAACUUUAUUUGCCCUAAGCAAAAUUCUGGUGUAAGAAAAUUUAUAUUAUCGAAGAACGAUUAAAAAUUUUUUAAUAUUUUGAAGCUUCUGUAGUUGCAAAGGUAUUUCUCGCUGCGUAUGGUGCGCGAUUAUGAGGUCAAGAAUUAACGGAGAAGGUUAUUGUAAUAAAUUAUAGGCAUUUUCUUCGGUAUAUGACGUUACCACACAGAUAUAGAUUAGUAACGCACAAGAUGUUGCGAGAAAUUGUAUUGUAAGGAUGUAAUAAACAAUUGUAAUGUUUAAACGAGCAGUAUCAUACAUGUAAUCUGUUUGUUUAAAAUAAAUACCCAUUAAGUGUACAAACAAUUCCGACCUGAAGAAUUAAUAGAAAUACACCUUUAAAUAAAUUAAUCGUUUUGGAUAGUUUA
This is a messenger RNA of Bombus pascuorum, 6093 nucleotides long. RefSeq names its product HIRA-interacting protein 3 (gene igl). The record is from RefSeq and is a predicted model, not a curated record. Gene Ontology annotation, molecular function: calmodulin binding. The transcript is spliced from 4 exons. NCBI's taxonomy places the organism in Eukaryota, Metazoa, Arthropoda, Insecta, Hymenoptera, Apidae. The coding region runs from base 618 to 1283 and encodes 221 amino acids.